Anopheles maculipalpis is the source of this 541-nucleotide messenger RNA. RefSeq names its product N-alpha-acetyltransferase 80-like. The transcript has a single exon. Gene Ontology annotation, molecular function: N-acetyltransferase activity; acetyl-CoA binding. Gene Ontology annotation, biological process: protein acetylation. Gene Ontology annotation, cellular component: cytoplasm. NCBI's taxonomy places the organism in Eukaryota, Metazoa, Arthropoda, Insecta, Diptera, Culicidae. The record is from RefSeq and is a predicted model, not a curated record. Bases 1 to 510 code for a protein of 169 amino acids.
AUGACGCUUCCACCUCAACCCUUACCUACCGAACCAUACCGAGUGGUUCCGAUCCAUAAGCACCGGGAGCUGAUGGAUCAAUGCAUUGCACUGAUUAACGCUGAAUGGCCCCGUUCGUACACGGCUCGGCUCUGGAGUUUGGAGUCGUCGAAGGAAACGCUACCGACUAGCUUUGUACUUACGACGGGUGUGAAAAGUGAAACAAUCGUACUGGCCCAUGCCAAACUGUCUCCCAUCCCGGCGGAUCGGGACGCCGUGUUUGUAGAAAGCGUCGUUGUGGCACGCGAACGUCGCGGCCAAGGCAUUGGGCGGCUCCUGAUGCAGGAGGUGGAAAAACAUUGUUUCGAUAAUUUGCAUAUGAAGAAAAUUUACCUUUCCACCAUCGACCAGCAAGCAUUUUACGCCAAGCUCGGGUACAAGCUGUGCAGUGCAAUUAACAUUUUCGGGUCACGUCCUACGCUCAACAAAAGUACCAAAAAAAUUUGGAUGUUUAAGAGUGCGGACGGUUGAUAGACGGGUUAGCGAAAUGAACGGGUAUACG